This is a messenger RNA of Aspergillus pseudotamarii, 2208 nucleotides long. RefSeq lists its product as uncharacterized. The transcript has 8 exons. Lineage: Eukaryota; Fungi; Ascomycota; Eurotiomycetes; Eurotiales; Aspergillaceae. The record is from RefSeq and is a predicted model, not a curated record. The coding region runs from base 1 to 2208 and encodes 735 amino acids. Gene Ontology annotation, molecular function: electron transfer activity; flavin adenine dinucleotide binding. Gene Ontology annotation, cellular component: mitochondrion.
AUGGUGUCCUCAACAGCGGUCACUACUAAGGUGGCCUCCGGGUCCCCCUACCAACUCGAGAAGACCCAGGUUUCCAAGGCUUCUUCUGCGCUUUUGCGACACAUCAAAUCGAAGCAGGUGGAAAAGGAGAAGUCUGCGACCAAGAAGACUCUGAUUGGAGACAACGAUGAGUCCGACGAUGAAACCCCACUCAACAACGAGGCUGUCUGGCUCGUGGUCACCACCAAGAAGCACGUUGUCGACAAGAACCGCCUGAAGCCCGGCAAGAUUACCGUCCCACACUCCCUCAAUGACUCCUCGAACCUCAGUGUCUGCCUCAUCACCGCCGACCCUCAGCGCUCGGUCAAGAACAUUGUUACCGAUCCUUCUUUCCCUGAACAUCUUACUUCCCGCAUUGACCGGAGCUUUGAGAGUCGGCGACAACUCCUGUCCGAGCAUGAUGUUUUCCUGGCGGAUGACCGGAUCAUUUUGCGCUUGUCUAGCAAGCGGCCUAUUCCUAUUUCCAUUGCUAAGGUUGAGAAAAAGGACGGCAAGAGAGUGAAGAAGGACCCGAAGCAGAAGUCGAAGGAAGAAGACAGUGCUUUCGCCUCUCCUGCAAUUGUCGCCAAGGAGAUCGAGAAGGCACUCCACUCCGCACCUGUCCAGCUGGCUCCCGCCACUACUGCCUCCAUCCGCAUUGGUUCAUCUAAGUUUACCCCGGAGCAGCUGUCUGAGAAUGUUGAUGCUGUUGUUCAGGGCUUGACUGAAAAAUUCAUUACGAAGGGCUGGAGAAACAUCAAGGCCCUUCACAUCAAGGGUGCCACUACUAUGGCCAUGCCAAUCUGGUUAGCCAAUGAAUUGUGGGUUGAGGAGGGUGAUGUGGCUGAAGACACCGCUGAGGCUGAUGUGAAGGCCCUGGAAGGCGCCAAGAACAAGAAGCGCAAGCAGAGCGCGGAAGAUGAGAAGCUGCUGGAGGCCAAUAAGAAGUCCAAGAAACCCAAGGCUGCUGAUGAGGACGAGGACACUGCUGCCCGGAAAGAGAAGCUUCAGAAGCAGAAGGCCAAGGCCCUGGAGGAUGGCAACGUUGCCAAGACGACAGAAUCCGCUACGAAAGCUGGAAAGAAGAAGAGAAACCACCCGCCCGCCAAAAGCGUUCUCAUAAUUGACUCAAAUAUACACACCAUCAUGAUCCCGAUCGCAAGACAUUCGGCCCUUCGCGCCGUCCGCUCGCAACUCGCUCCGCGGGCCUUCAACCAGUCUGCGCUUGCCCGCCUUCUCUCCACCUUGGCCGUCCUUGAACAGCGUGAUGGCAAGCUCCAGACCUCAUCGCUUUCCGCGAUUGCGGCUGCGCAGAAGCUAGGAGGACCCAUUACUGCCUUCGUGGCUGGAAACGGCGUUAAGGGAACCUCGGCUGCGGAGGCAGCUAAGAUUAAGGGCCUGGAUAAGGUAGUAGCCGUGGACAGCGAGGCUUAUGAGAAGGGUCUCCCCGAGAACUACGCUCCUCUUCUCGUCGAGAACAUCAAGAAGGGCGAAUACACCCACAUCAUUGGCGGCCACUCCGCUUUCGGGAAGAGUCUUCUGCCUCGCGUGGCAGCUUUGCUGGAUGUCCAGCAGGUGUCUGAUAUCACUGGAAUUGAGAGCGAGGACACUUUCGUCCGCCCUAUCUAUGCUGGAAACGCCAUUCUUACUGUUCAGUCGAGCGACCCCAUCAAGAUCCUCACCGUUAGAGGCACUGCUUUCCAGGGUGUUGAGACCGAGGGUGGCUCUGCAGAGGUCGUUGAGGGAGUUGACCCCAAGGCACCCGCCCAGACCGAGUGGGUUUCUGAGGAGCUUGCCAAGUCUGAACGCCCCGACUUGGGUACCGCAGCCCGUGUUGUGUCCGGAGGUCGUGGCUUGAAGUCGAAGGAGGAAUUCGAUAGGGUUAUUGUGCCUCUGGCCGAUACGCUCGGGGCUGCUAUCGGCGCUUCCCGUGCCGCUGUCGACAGUGGCUUCGCUGAUAACAGUCUGCAGGUUGGCCAGACUGGCAAGAAUGUUGCGCCUCAGCUGUAUCUCUGCGCUGGUAUUUCCGGUGCUAUCCAGCAUCUUGCUGGUAUGAAGGAUAGCAAAGUUAUCGCUGCUAUCAACAAGGACCCCGAUGCUCCUAUCUUCCAGGUUGCGGAUGUCGGCCUUGUCGGCGACCUUUUUGAGAAGGUGCCGGAGUUGACUGAAAAGCUGAAGAGCCAGGCUUAG